AUGGCUUCAGGAAUCCUGGUGAACAUAAAGAACGAGGUGACCUGCCCCAUCUGCCUGGAGCUCCUGACAAAACCCCUGAGCCUACGCUGUGGCCACAGCUUCUGUCAAGUCUGCAUCAAGACACACGACAAAGAGUCCAGGAUUGGCCAAGGAGGAGAGAGCAGCUGCCCUGUUUGCCGAACCCCUUACCAGCCCGGGAAACUGCGGCGUAAUUGGCCCAUGGCCAACAUAGCGGAGAGGUUCAGGGAGGUCAAGUUAAACCUGGAGGAGGAACAAAAGGGAGAUCUCUGUGUGCGCCAUGGAGAGAAACUCCUGUUCUUCUGUAAGGAGGAUGGGAAGGUCCUUUGCUGGCUUUGCGAGAGGGCUAAGGAGCACCGUGGUCACCACACAUUCCUCAUGGAGGAUGUUGCCCAGGAAUAUCAGGAGAAGCUCCAGGCAGCUCUGGAGAGGCUGAAGAAUGAGCAGCAAGAAGCUGAGAAGUUGGAAGCUGAUGUCAGAGAAGAGAGAACUUCCUGGAAGAAUCAAAUACGAUGUGACACACAACGUAUCCAGGCAGAGUUUUAUCAAAUGAGAAGUAUCCUGAACUCUGAGGAGCAGAAGGAGCUGCAUAAGCUGAAGAAUGAGGAGGGAGAUAUUCUACGUAACCUGGCCAAGGCUGAGAAAAAGCUGGUCCGGCAAAGCCAGUUGGUGAGAGCUCUCAUCUCAGAUGUGGAGCAUCGGUUGCAGGGGUCAACAAUGAAAAUGCUGCAGGAUGUGAAUGGCAUCUUGGAAAGGAGUGAGACCCUGACUCUGAAGAAGCCAAAAACUUUUCCUGUGGAACAAAGGAGAGUGUCCCGAGCUUCUGAUCUGAUAGGGAAACUGCAAGUGUUUAAAGAGCUGACAGAGGUCCAGUGCUACUGGGUGGACGUGAUGCUGAACCCAGUGAAGUCCUGUUCGAACGUUAUUAUAUCUGCGGACAAGAGAAAAGUGAUGCUUCGUCGUGUUUUAGAGGUUUUUAACAUGAAUCCAUGUAAUUUUUCUACUUUUGAUAUCUUGGGCCACCAAUGUUUCUCCUCAGGGAAAUAUUACUGGGAAGUAGAUGUGUCUAGGAAGAUUGCCUGGAUCAUGGGAGUAUACAGUGAAAUAAGUAGCUUUGAUAUAAGUAGGAUUUCUGUGUUUAUUUUUGGCCACAGUGAAAAUUAUCCAAAUAUUUACUCCAAAUAUGGACCUCAAAAUGGCUACUGGGUUAUAGGGUUACAGAAUGAAUCUGAGUACAGUGCCUUUGAGGACUCUUCCACCUGUGACCCCCAGAUCGUGACUCUUUCCAUGGCUGUUCCUCCUUGUCGUGUUGGGGUUUUCCUAGACUAUGAAGCAGGCACUGUCUCAUUUUUCAAUGUCACGAACCAUGGGUCACUCAUUUACAAGUUUUCUAAAUGUCGCUUUUCUCGUACUGUUUAUCCUUAUUUCAAUCCUUGGAACUGUCCAACUGCCAUGACUCUGUGCCCACCGAGCUCCUGA
Molecule: messenger RNA, 1497 nt
Organism: Diceros bicornis minor
Lineage: Eukaryota; Metazoa; Chordata; Mammalia; Perissodactyla; Rhinocerotidae
Product: E3 ubiquitin-protein ligase TRIM22-like
Exons: 7
Coding region: 1-1497 (498 amino acids)
Molecular function (GO): zinc ion binding; protein binding
Source: RefSeq, a predicted model, not a curated record